Molecule: messenger RNA, 1125 nt
Organism: Pristis pectinata (smalltooth sawfish)
Lineage: Eukaryota; Metazoa; Chordata; Chondrichthyes; Rhinopristiformes; Pristidae
Gene: onecutl
Product: one cut domain, family member, like
Exons: 2
Coding region: 1-1125 (374 amino acids)
Biological process (GO): regulation of transcription by RNA polymerase II
Cellular component (GO): nucleus
Molecular function (GO): RNA polymerase II cis-regulatory region sequence-specific DNA binding; DNA-binding transcription factor activity, RNA polymerase II-specific
Source: RefSeq, a predicted model, not a curated record
AUGGAGACGGACCCACAGUUAAGUCUGGACGCCGCCAGCGAAGCGGUGGGUCGCUACCAUCCGAUCCAGGCGAGGGAAAUGCUCUGUCCUCCCGACCCGCUGCAGGCGGUGACCGGUGUGGCUUCGGUGCUGGAUCCCUGCGACUACCGGCCGGAUCUGCCGCUGGUAGGAGUGAGCUGCGACUCCCCCGGAGCCAGCUACGGCCCCUUGCCCAGUUCCCUGCAACCGGCGGGCAGGUACCGAGCUCACAGCCUGUCCGCCAGCAAUGUCCUCGGUAGCUUCGCCUUCAUGAGAGAGGAGAGGGCUCUCAACAACUUCUACGGCUCUUACCCUAAAGAUCUGGGUAUGGGACACUCAAUGUCCCCCAUGAGCGCCCAAGGUUUGGGGGCUUACGGAUUCUGCGCCGGUCACCUGGGCGUCGAGAAGAUGCCCCCCAACUCCUCCAACGAGACACCUUCAAUGUUCCUGCGCGGAGAUCAGAACUUCAUGUCUCUACAGCCCGCUGCUGGGGUGGUCCCGUUGAACCCCCAAGAGGGGGUCGUCCAUCCCAGUCGACCCCUGCCUCGCCGCUCGCCGCUGGGGAGAUUCCAGUCCGAAGCCCUGGGACAUUCGGAACAGAUCGACACCAAGGAGGUGGCUCACAGCGUCAUGGUGGAGUUGAAGAGGUAUAGCAUCCCGCAGGCGAUCUUCGCCCAGAGGGUCCUCUGCAGGUCGCAGGGGACCCUGUCCGACCUUUUGAGGAACCCCAAGCCCUGGGCGAAGCUCAAGUCGGGACGGGAGACCUUCAGGAGGAUGUGGAAAUGGCUACAGGAACCCGACGACCAAAAGAUAUCUUCGCUGAGAUUGGAAGCCUGCAGGAGGAAAGAACAUGAACAAACCAGGGCCAAUCACCACCGCUUGCCCAAGAAACACCGGCUGGUCUUCACGGACGUCCAGCGCCGAACCCUCCUCGCUAUCUUCAGGGAGAACCCUCGCCCCAACAGGGAGCUGCAGGCGACCAUCGCCCAGCAGCUCGGGCUGGAACCCUCCACCGUCGCCAACUUUUUCAUGAACUCGCGCCGCCGGAGCCUGGACAAGUGGCUGGAGGAGGAUGCGCAGGGCUCCGCUGGUACCCCCCACUCGUGA